Molecule: messenger RNA, 4183 nt
Organism: Olea europaea var. sylvestris
Lineage: Eukaryota; Viridiplantae; Streptophyta; Magnoliopsida; Lamiales; Oleaceae
Exons: 3
Coding region: 3419-3967 (182 amino acids)
Source: RefSeq, a predicted model, not a curated record
UCCGACGAUCUUACCACAACCAACAAUUGUUAUCUGAGCUCUAUCCUCUAUCAUGUUAUUGAUCGAUUUUGUUCAUUAUUAAUUUGCUGUAUGUUCAAAUGGCAGAGCCACACAUGGGCAAAGGUUGUCCACUAAUUUGGUGUAUGUUCAGGGGUAGAGCCACAUAAGGGAAAGGGUGGUCCAAACUUUCUGAUAAGUUUUUUUUUUCCCUUUUCCUGUCAAAUUUCCUUGCAUUGGGUUGUUGAAGUUGAUGCUUGUUUCAUAAAAUUUUCUUUUUGUUAAUGCCCAGUAAGUUGCACAUUAUGUGUUUUAGAAAAUGCAUAAUAUGGUAAACAAUUAAAUCCCAAAUUGUAAGUCGAUAAUAUGUGAUUCUUUGUUAAUCUGAAAAUUCAUUUUUAUAAGCCAAGUUGAAAUGCACUUUAGUAUUCACCUUUUUGAACCAUUUUUUCUUUAUACUCAACUACAUAUUUGAUGUGUGUUUAAUGAAACAGGAUACUAUUGGAUGGGAGUUUAAGAGUUCUUUGAUGUGAUUCUUUGUAUUAGUCAUAUUGAAGUUUUUUGUAUGCCUCAUUCUCCUUGUCUUGAACUGCUCAUAUUACUGCAUAAUUGUGCUGUGUUAACAUACAAUUUUUGGCAUGCAUAAAUGUGAAAGCAUUAGCUGAAUAGUAGCUCGUAGUUCGUUUCUUUGUUAUUAUUUCGGACCUGUCGCAACUCGCAACAUCUUUGCAAAUCUACACCAUAUCGUUUUGAUUUUAUCUGGUGUACCGGAAAGGACAAAAUAAAAUUUGGGCUGCGUGGUUGGUGGCGGAACAAUACCCUUCUAUCUGCCUGGUGGCGUUCCGACUACUCCGUCAAGUGUGUGUAACUUGAAAAACGAAGGCGGGGCUUCCUCUCUCGUUUUACCUCCGGCGUGAGAAUUAGUUUAUAGACUUGGAAAAAAUGCAAUUGGAAUUCAGAUGGCUAAAAAGAGAGAGAGAGAGAGAGAGAUCCCUUUACCUGUAUCACAUCCGGGGGUAUUUAUAGAUAUUGGAAAUUGGAUAACCGCUGGGCGGUCGUGGUGCUAUGUGUCCCACGUUGGCAUUCCCACUACCCCCACGUGCUGAGUGGGGGAUCUUUAACUUCCUGCUUGGAGGUUGCGCCUGUAUUAACCGCCAUGGAAUCUAGUCAAUUCACUAGAGGUUUUGUGGCUAAGUAUUUGGAUAAUCGUAUAGGUAAUUCCAUGUCAGUUGAAGACUUCGCGUAGAGGUAGAGCGACCUUGGGGGGGUCGACGGCCUCGAAUAGUAGAGCGCCCCUGGGGGUAGUGGUAGAGCGCCCCUGGAGGGGGGUCGAUGGCCUCGCGUAGUAAUAGAGCGCCCCUGGGGGGAUGGCCGUGCACGGUGGUAGAGCACCACUUGAGGAUAGUGGUAGAGCAUCCCUUAAGGGUCGGUGGCCUUACAACGAAGUGCAACGAUCCAUCUUGCUUGUCGUCGAGGGUAGCUUCCUCUAACAACCUAUAUCAUUAGCCUCCUUACCCCUUGUCAAUGUUAUCGGCAAGGGGUAGCAAUUUUCUUUAUCCGGUUUGAUUUGAAUUUUUUUUUUAAAUGAUAAAUGAGUAGUUCGUAUUAGCAAGUCGAGCAAUGCAAUUGAAAUCAAGUAGCAAUUUUACUGUAUACAUGGCACCCCAUCAAUGGUCCUAAUGUUGGAGGGAAUUUUUCCCCCAAAAAAGUUUGAAUUCUUGUGUCUAUAAAAGGGAGAUGAUUUCUACUUCAAACAAUCACUCUCAUUUUCUCACAACAUCCUAGGCUUUCUCCUUCCUAAGGUAAUUUUCUCUCCUUUUUAAUCCAAAGUCUUGCUUUGAAUUUGUUAUCUUCAUCUUUUUUUGUUGCCAUGUAUAAGACAUUUCUUUCUUCUCCUUCCAAUGAGAAUAAUGAUGGGGGGUGUGGUGACUCGACCGGACUUUCGUCGAAGGGUAUCGGAGGGGGUCCGACCAGCCUACGGGGGGCCGACCGGUGACCAGCAGGGUUGGCCCCAUGGUUGGUCGACAUGAUUGACCAGCUGUCGACUAUUGUCGACCAGCCAUAGGACUGGUCGAGCGACGGCCAACCUUUGGGCUGGCCGUCCCCUGACUUUUCCUGAGCUUCGUAGCCUAUUCGGCCCUUCAACCUGACUCAUUAGUAACUCGCCCCCUUCGCCCGGUAGAUCUCUUUAUGACAUUGAUAGUGAAACUCAUUCAAUCGAUUCUCAGGGGUUUGUCCCAAAUUCCCUAAAGAGGCAUAUUAGUUCUACCAAAUUUUCGAACCAAAAUUUAGAAAUUGGGCAAGACCCGGCUGGUGAGGUUGUCUCCCUAGAUAUCCCAAAAAGUUAUAGUCUCUACAAUUUCCCACUUAAGUUGGAAAAAUGUCUAGGUAAGUAUGACUGAGUUGAUGAUUACAUCUAUAGAGCCCCCGGUCCUAAAGAAAGACUCCCUGGGUCUGACCCCGCGAGGUAGCCGUGUACAAGGCUGUUAUGGACGGGGGUUUUCAGUUCCCCAUUCAUCCCUUUUUUGUGUCGAUUUUCAAUGAGUUUCACCUUACUCCUAGUCAAAUUAAUCCCAACGCUUGGAGAAAGGCGUUAUAUUUCCUAUAAGUUUGUCUCAAAAGGAAAAUAUCACUUUCCAUAGACAUUUUCAGGUGUGUCUUUGAAAUACAUGAGCUAGUUCAAUGUAAUGCAUUCGUCUAUUUUACAACCAGAGUUCCUUUGCAAUUUCCUAAAUUUAGAAAUUUGAAUAGCGGAUGGAAAUCCUGAUUCUUCUUCGUCCAGCCUUCAGCGGGUCGGUUCUCUUUCAACACCAAUUGGCGACACCCCAAAAUUUGUCCCUCCAAUAAUCAAGUAGAAGUUAUCCCCUUUCUAAAAGCUCAAAUCCAAGAGUUGGUUGAUGUACCGCCUCUCGCACCUGACUUAGGAUCAGUCUUGACCAUGAAGAACAUGUUGAUAGUGGGGAUGAGUCGUCUUACUAGUAGGUUGUUUCUGUCGAUUUUUUUUAUCGCAUAAACACACAUUCACUUAUUAUUUUUUGCUUUUAGUUUUUCGGGACUAAUGAGUUUGGGUGUGUGCAUACAGAUAUGGACUUUGAUCUUGAUGAGGUAUUGAAGACACUGCCAGAAGGCGAUGAGGGCCCUGCUCCCAUUGAUGGGGCAGAGCUUGAUCUUGAAGGGAUCAUGGAUUCCAUACCCAACCAGGGGCAGGGGGAUGGGCGGAUCCAUCACCUAUCCCUUCAAAGAGAAGGAGGGCGGCUGAUCAAAAGGGAGGUCUCGGGCAAUCAAUGAGACCUCCCAGCCUCAAGACGAGCCUCGUGAGGUGGCUCCAGCUCCUAGGCCGGGUGCUUCCAGCCGUGCACAGUGUGAGCGCGAUGAUUCACUUCCCAACUUCGGGUUUCCCCCCACCCGGGGCUAUCAUGAGAUGGGGGUGCUCAAGUCUUUGCUGACGUCCACUCGAUCUAAAGCAAUUGCAGGGUGUAGUGCAGACGACAUUGAAAGGGCUACGGCUGUUUAUCUCCAGAGGGUGGUAGCUCUCCAGACUGGACUCGCUGAAUCGAAUCAUCGCCUGGCCUCGGAGUUGAAGACUCUUACUGAAGAAAAGAAAAAGGAGGCUCAUCAUUACAAGAAAAAGAUAUCCUCCUUGAAGAAAUCUCUGGAGACGUUGGAUGCUCGAGCUCACGAGCAGGAGACGGAGAAUAACAACUUGCGUUCUAUUUUGGCUCACGCUCCGGAAGAGGCAAUUGAGAGGUCUAAGGCCUCAGCUGAGUAUGCCAGAGAUCUCGAGGUAUCUGUGGAGCAGUAUAAGACGUCGUCCGAUUAUGCUAAGGCUUUGAAUUCAUAUGGGGGGAAGGCGAUGACAGCGUCUAUCAAACUCUCCAAGGAGUGGAUUAUGGUCAAGCAUCCUUCUAUAGACCCCUCUGGUCUAGAUAGAUUUCUUGUGCAGCGCGAUGGGAAGGAGAGUGGAGCAUAGUCAUCCAGGUCGCUUGGACGUUUAUCACAAGGUGGUAGUGGGGAUGUCUCCCCUUCGAGCUGAAGCAUUUCUUAGUUGUUGUUCCCUUUGCUAGCUUUUCCUUUUUCGUGUUUACUUUUGUUUAGUCUCAUUAUCUCCUACUUGUCCAGGAUGUGGGCAAGAGUUUCUCAUAUGUACAAGUACAUUUUUCGUUUGCUAUUAUUAGUGUUGAGUGCA